Molecule: messenger RNA, 312 nt
Organism: Scutellospora calospora
Lineage: Eukaryota; Fungi; Glomeromycota; Glomeromycetes; Diversisporales; Gigasporaceae
Source: the annotation of a GenBank genome assembly
GCUUUUGGAUACUUGUCAUAUGUUUUCAUAUAAAUUCACUCACAACUUCUUAUGAAUUUCCACGUCUGGUGGUUUCAAGCAUGUUUACAAUUUGGCCUUUGAAUUUAUUAAUUUCCCUUCUGGGUUUGGCCUUUCAAGCUCCAAAUUCUCCUUUCUAUGCUUCCAUUAAUGGUUCAUGGUGUUGGAUUUCUCCUAAUUAUAAAUUCUUUAGAAUGAUUUUUAAUUAUUCCUUUACCUUGACAAUUAAUAUUGCUGAAAAAUUAGUUCUGGUGGGAGAGGGGGAAUUAAGUAGCAUUCUACGAGAAUAUGCAA